Molecule: messenger RNA, 4208 nt
Organism: Galeopterus variegatus (Sunda flying lemur)
Lineage: Eukaryota; Metazoa; Chordata; Mammalia; Dermoptera; Cynocephalidae
Gene: HEPH
Product: hephaestin
Exons: 20
Coding region: 28-3501 (1157 amino acids)
Biological process (GO): iron ion transport
Cellular component (GO): plasma membrane
Molecular function (GO): copper ion binding; oxidoreductase activity
Source: RefSeq, a predicted model, not a curated record
UGCCUGUUUCCCAGAGUAAUUCACGCCAUGGAGCCAGGCCACCUCUUGUUGACUUUGCUGUUAAUGCAAUCCUUGUGGCCCCAACUGACUGACGGGGCUACUCGAGUCUACUACCUGGGCAUCCGGGACGUGCAGUGGAACUAUGCCCCCAAGGGAAGGAAUGUCAUCAUGAACCAGCCUCUGGACAGUGACACAGUGGCUUCCAGCUUCCUAAAGUCUGACAAGAACCGGAUAGGGAGAAGAUACAAGAAGACCAUUUAUAAGGAAUAUAGGGACAACUCAUACAUGGAUGAAGUGGCCCAGCCUGCCUGGUUGGGCUUCCUGGGGCCAGUUUUGCAGGCUGAGGUGGGGGAUGUCAUCCUUAUACACCUGAAGAAUUUUGCCACUCGUCCCUAUACCAUCCACCCCCAUGGUGUUUUCUAUGAGAAGGACUCAGAAGGCUCCCUAUACCCAGAUGGCUCCUCUGGGUGGCUGAAAGCUGAUGACUCUGUUCCCCCGGGGGGCAGCCAUAUCUAUAACUGGACCAUUCCAGAAAGCCAUGCACCCACUGAUGCUGACCCAGCAUGCCUCACCUGGAUCUACCAUUCUCAUGUUGAUGCUCCACGAGACAUUGCAACUGGCCUCAUCGGACCCCUCAUCACCUGUAAAAGAGGAGCCCUGGAUGGGAACUCCCCUCCUCAGAGGCAGGACGUGGACCAUCAUUUCUUCCUGCUCUUCAGUGUGGUAGAUGAGAACCUUAGCUGGCAUCUUGAUGAGAACAUUGCCUCUUACUGCUCAGACCCUGCCUCAGUGGACAAAGAAGAUGAGGACUUUCAGGAGAGCAACAGGAUGCACGCAAUCAAUGGCUUUGUCUUUGGGAACUUACCAGAGCUGAGCAUGUGUGCACAGAAGCGUGUAGCCUGGCACUUGUUUGGCAUGGGCAAUGAAGUUGAUGUUCACACAGCUUUCUUCCAUGGACAGAUGCUGACCACCCGUGGACACCGCACUGAUGUGGCUCACAUCUUUCCAGCCACUUUUGUGACUGCUGAGAUGGUACCCCAGGAGCCUGGCACCUGGUUAAUUAGCUGUCAAGUGAACAGUCACUUGCAAGAUGGCAUGCAGGCACUCUACAAGGUCCAGUCUUGCUCCAUGGCCCCUCCUGUGGACCUGCUUACAGGCAAAGUUCGGCAGUACUUCAUUGAGGCUCAUGAGAUUCGAUGGGAUUAUGGCCCAGUGGGGUAUGAUGGGAGUACUGGGAAGAGUUUAAGAGAGCCAGACAGUGGCUCAUACAAGUUCUUCCAGAAGAGUUCCAGCCGAAUUGGGGGCACUUACUGGAAAGUCCGAUAUGAAGCCUUCCAAGAUGAGACAUUCCAGGAGAAGGUGCAGCUGGAGGAAGAUAAGCAUCUUGGAAUCCUGGGGCCAGUGAUCCGGGCUGAGGUAGGUGACACCAUCCAGGUGAUCUUCUACAACCGUGCCUCACAGCCAUUCAGCAUGCAGCCUCAUGGUGUCUUUUAUGAAAAAGACUACGAGGGCACUGUGUACAAUGACGGUUCAUCCCACCCAGGCUUGGUGGCCAAACCCUUUGAGAAAGUAAUAUACCACUGGACAGUCCCCCCACACGCUGGUCCCACUGCUCAGGAUCCUGCCUGUGUCACCUGGAUGUACUUUUCUGCUGUGGAUCCCAUAAGAGAUACAAAUUCUGGCCUGGUGGGCCCCCUCCUGGUGUGCAAGGCUGGUGCCUUGGAUGCAGAUGGCAAGCAGAAAGGGGUGGAUAAAGAAUUCUUUCUCCUCUUCACUGUGUUGGAUGAGAACAAGAGCUGGUACAGCAGUGCCAAUCAAGCAGCUGCUAUGUUGGAUUCCCGACUGCUCUCAGAGGAUGUCAAGGGCUUCCAAGACUCCAACCGAAUGCAUGCCAUUAAUGGGUUUCUGUUCUCUAACCUGCCCAGGCUGGACAUGUGCAAGGGUGACACGGUGGUCUGGCACCUGCUUGGCCUGGGCACAGAGACAGACGUGCAUGGAGUCAUGUUCCAGGGCAACACUGUGCAGCUUCAGGGUAUGAGGAAGGGUGCAGCUAUGCUCUUUCCUCACACCUUUGUUACAGCCAUCAUGCAGCCUGACAACCCUGGGACAUUUGAGAUUUACUGCCAGGCGGGCAGCCAUCGAGAAGCAGGGAUGAAGGCAAUAUAUAAUGUCUCCCAGUGUCCCAGCCACCAAGCCACCCCUCGCCAGCGCUACCAAGGUGCAAGAAUCUACUACAUCAUGGCAGAAGAGGUGGAGUGGGACUAUUGCCCUGACAGGGACUGGGAACUGGAAUGGCACAACCAGUCUGAGAAGGACAGUUAUGGUCACAUUUUCCUGAGCAACAAGGAUGGACUCCUGGGUUCCAGAUACAAGAAAGCUGUAUUCAGGGAAUACACUGAUGGUACAUUCAGGAUCCCUCGGCCAAGGACUGGACCAGAGGAACACUUGGGAAUCUUGGGUCCACUUAUCAAAGGAGAGGUUGGAGAUAUCCUGAACGUGGUGUUCAAGAAUAAUGCCAGCCGCCCCUACUCUGUGCAUGCCCAUGGAGUACUAGAAUCUAGUACUGGCUGGCCACUGACUGCUGAGCCUGGUGAGGUGCUUACUUACCAAUGGAACAUCCCAGAAAGAUCUGGCCCUGGUCCAAAUGACUCUGCUUGUGUUUCCUGGAUCUAUUAUUCUGCAGUGGAUACUGUCAAGGACAUAUAUAGUGGCCUGGUGGGGCCCUUGGUCAUCUGCCGCAAGGGAAUCCUGAAGGCCCAUGGAGGACGGAGUGACAUGGACAGGGAAUUUGCCUUGUUAUUUUUGAUCUUUGAUGAGAACCUGUCUUGGUAUCUGGAGGAGAACAUCGCCACCCACAGGCCCAAGGAGUCAGGCCAUAUUAACCUGCAGGAUGAGACUUUCUUGGAGAGCAAUAAAAUGCAUGCCAUCAAUGGGAAACUCUAUGCCAACCUCAGGGGUCUUACCAUGUACCAAGGAGAACGAGUGGCUUGGUACAUGCUUGCCAUGGGCCAAGAUAUUGACAUACACACUGUCCACUUCCAUGCAGAGAGCUUCUUCUAUCGGAAUGGAGAGAGCUACCGGGCAGAUGUGGUGGAUCUGUUCCCAGGGACCUUUGAGGUUGUAGAGAUGGUGGCCAGCAACCCUGGGACAUGGCUGAUGCAUUGCCAUGUGACUGACCAUGUCCAUGCUGGCAUGGAGACUCUCUUCACUGUUUUGUCCCAAAAAGAACACUUAAGUACUAUCACCACCAUCCACAAAGAGACUGAAAAAGCAGUGAUACCCAGCGGCACUGGAGAAGGCAAUGUAAGGAUGCUGGGCAUGCAGAUCCCUGUGAAGGAUGUUGAGAUGCUGGCUUCUGUCUUGAUUGUUAUGGGUGUCAUCCUGCUGCUCAUUGUUCUGGCUCUUGGUGGUGUGGUCUGGUACCAGCAUCAGCAGAGAAAGCUACGGCGCAAUAGGAGGUCCAUCUUAGAUGACAGCUUCAAGCUUCUGUCUCUCAAGUAGUAACAGUUUGAGCCUGGCGAUUUCCUCAGCAACAACAUCUGGAAUGCAUUCCCAGCAGGCUAUGAACUAGCAGCUAACCCCACUGUCAAGGAGGCAUGGAUGGUGGAGAGGCAGAGGAGGAAAUCAAACUUACAUGAGUAUGGGUAUUUCUUCACUUAUUUAUUUACAUGGAAAUGAUAUGAUUUCACUUUUUCUUUAGUUUCUUUGCCCCACUUGGCCACUUGGGGCUAGAUGAAUCCCCUAGUAUCCUACAUCACAAAUUUCAACAGCUGGCCUAUGUCACCCUCUGACCCUUGGAAAGUCUGGAAAUUUCUAAACACUGAGCCUACUGACAAAGUAAAUACCAAAAGAAAAACUCAUUAAUUAGCUUUCUGCUGCUUUCCAGAAACUGAGGCCAAGUGAGCUGUGAAGAUAACCCACAUCUAAAUUAAAGAGUAAGAACAUGGUCAUGAUGGGAAAUUGGAGGUAGGGUAAGAACUGGGAAUCCAAGUUUAAUUUUGAUUGUCCUUGGCAGUGGACUACUUUGGAGAAGUGGGUGGAUGAUGGGUUGUUGCUUCCAUGAGCCUUUACAACCUCCAGAGCCAGAAGUUCUUGAGAAAAUCAGUCCUCCAACUUUUCACACAGGGGCACUAAAGGCGAUGUUGAAUGACCUCCCAUGUUUUAGACCACAAAUCCUGUUCAUUAAAGUACUUGUUAGAACACUGAAA